Messenger RNA from Protobothrops mucrosquamatus (brown spotted pit viper), 612 nucleotides. It is a transcript of the gene PFDN1, whose product is annotated as prefoldin subunit 1. Lineage: Eukaryota; Metazoa; Chordata; Lepidosauria; Squamata; Viperidae. The record is from RefSeq and is a predicted model, not a curated record. Bases 118 to 456 code for a protein of 112 amino acids. Gene Ontology annotation, molecular function: protein folding chaperone. Gene Ontology annotation, cellular component: cytoplasm; prefoldin complex. Gene Ontology annotation, biological process: protein folding. The transcript is spliced from 4 exons.
GCCUGAAAGUAAGGGGGAUUUGGAAGUCGAGUGCGAUGCCUGAUGAUUUCAUAGAAUAUCAGCAAAUUCUGCUUGGUGGGCUUAUGUGAUCCCUCUCCUCUUCCCAGAUCUUCACGAAUGGCAUUUUCUGAACUUCAAGCUAAGGUCAUUGAAACCCAACAAAAGGUGAAACUGGCAGAUAUACAAAUAGAUCAGCUGAACAGAACAAAAAAGCAUGCACAUCUUACAGACACAGAGAUCAUGACUUUGGCUGAAGAAACGAGGAUGUAUGAAGGUAUAGGACGAAUGUUUAUCCUUCAUCCCAAAGAAGUAAUUCACAACCAGCUCUUAGAAAAACAAAAAGUAGCAGAAGAAAAAAUUAAGGAACUGGAGCAAAGGAAAUCAUAUUUGGAACGAAGUGUAAAAGAAGCUGAAGAUAAUAUCCGGGAGAUGCUCACAGCUAGAAGAGCACAAUAAGCUCCUUGUGUUUGGACUGAAUAGUUGAACCCCUACUGUUAAACAUUCAGAAAUGCGUAAGAUACGAAAAACUUGGUUUAUGUAACUAGUUGCAUCAUGUCAACCCAACUUUGUAUUUUGAUGCACUAAAUAAACUACUGAAUUUAUAUACCAGGA